Hypanus sabinus (Atlantic stingray) is the source of this 1434-nucleotide messenger RNA. RefSeq names its product steroid 21-hydroxylase (gene cyp21a2). Lineage: Eukaryota; Metazoa; Chordata; Chondrichthyes; Myliobatiformes; Dasyatidae. The transcript is spliced from 9 exons. Gene Ontology annotation, molecular function: steroid 17-alpha-monooxygenase activity; iron ion binding; heme binding. The record is from RefSeq and is a predicted model, not a curated record. Gene Ontology annotation, biological process: hormone biosynthetic process; progesterone metabolic process. The coding region runs from base 1 to 1434 and encodes 477 amino acids.
AUGAUCACGCUACUGCUGUUCGCCGCCAUCGCUCUCCUCCUGGCCCUUGGGAUCUGCGGGAACAGGAGAGACCCGGGGGAGCGGAGCCUCCGAGACAUCCCCGGGCCCUCGGCGCUGCCGCUCAUCGGGAACCUGGCCGAAUUCACCCACAGGCGCCUCCACAUCCGCCUCAGCGAACUGGCCAAGACCUUCGGGCCGAUUUACCGACUCCGGCUGUGGGGCCAAGAUAUCAUUGUCUUAAACUCCUUGGAUGUGAUCAAAGAAGCUCUGGUGAAGAGGUCGUCGGCGUUCGCCGGGCGUCCGAAGUCAUUUGUAGGAGAUUUCGUAUCCUUCGGCGGGAAGGACCUGUCUCUCGGGGAUUACACCCACGCAUGGAAGGUCCAGAAGAAGCUGGCGCACAGUGCAAUGCACUGGAGUCGGAAAUCGGCUCUCGAGCCGGUCGUGAUGCGAGAGGCCGAGAGGUUGUGCGAGUAUGAGAGGUGUGACCCACAACUCCAGGAGAUCCACGACUGCUUGACGGAGCUGGUUGCCCUUUGGGGCUCCUGCGCAAUCGGCCUCAUCGACAUGUUUCCUGUUCUACAGUAUAUCCCCAACUCCGCCUGGAGGGAUCUUCAGAAGGCUUUACUGAAACGGAACGCCUUUGUCCGACAACAUAUUCAGAAUCACAAGGUGAGUCAGUCUAAUAAGAGAAAAUCUGUGACAUUCCAGAAGGGAGUUACUCGGGAUAUCACCGAUAUGCUGAUGAGGACCAUUUGGGAUCUGAAGGAAGGCUCUUUGGAACAGGGUGAGGUGACGGAGGAACACAUUCACAUGAUCAUCGUGGACCUGUUUAUUGGCGGGAUGGAAACCACCUCAUCCACUCUCGGCUGGGCAAUUGCGUAUUUGGUUCACUGGCCCGAGAUCCAGGACCAGAUUUACCAGGAGAUCUGUUCCAGAGUCGGUGAGGACCGUUACCCCGAAUAUGCUGACCACAAGAAGCUGCCGCUCCUGAUGGCCACGAUUGCUGAGGUCCUGCGUCUGCGACCCGUUGUACCUUUGUCCCUGCCGCAUCAAACAACCAGCAACAGCAGUGUUGCGGGCUACUUCAUCCCCAGUGGGACCCAUGUCAUCACAAACCUGUUCGAAUCAAAUUACGACGAGAGCAAAUGGAGUGAGCCAACCCACUUCAGACCAGACCGUUUCUUGGAUGUGCCUGAGGCAGAGAAGGCAAUACAGAACGUGAUCUCCUUCGGCAUGGGCCCAAGGUCAUGCCUGGGUGAACCCUUCGCCCGUAUCGAGCUCUUCCUUUUCCUAGCGUACCUCCUGAAGGACUUUAAGUUCCUACCAGAGGAGAGUGGGAUACUCCCCAAUCUACAGUGCAUGGAGAGCAAACUAAUGAGAAUCAAACACUAUCGAGUGACGAUUGUUCGCAGGUCCAAUCUCAAACACGACUAA